This is a messenger RNA of Aedes aegypti (yellow fever mosquito), 4926 nucleotides long. RefSeq names its product putative DNA helicase Ino80 (gene Ino80). Gene Ontology annotation, cellular component: Ino80 complex. The transcript has 14 exons. Gene Ontology annotation, molecular function: DNA binding; ATP binding; ATP-dependent chromatin remodeler activity. Bases 236 to 4855 code for a protein of 1539 amino acids. Gene Ontology annotation, biological process: DNA repair. The record is from RefSeq and is a predicted model, not a curated record. NCBI's taxonomy places the organism in Eukaryota, Metazoa, Arthropoda, Insecta, Diptera, Culicidae.
AAACAACAAUUUGACAGCAAAACAAAAAUGUGCCGAAGUUGUUUUCGUCGUACUCUAAAAAAGUUUGGUGAUUUUAGUUUUGAUUGUUGAAAAACUACAAAUAAAUUGAAAUAGUGAUUGUGGUUUACAUAAAUAGCUUGCAAACUUCCAAUUGCUUGUGCGUGUAGAGUAGUGGAAUUAGGUGUGACAAAAUUAAAAAGGACAUCAAAGCAUUGAUAGGCGGAACCGGGUCAAGAUGGCUGAAAAUAACAUUCACCUCGGAGGAAGUUCUGUCGAACAGCAGAUGGCCAAGCCGCUUCACAUUCAACGUCUGGAAGCAGCUCUUGAUAUGCGCCCAUUUAUGUUGUACGCGAAGAAAAUGCUUUCCAAGUCGCUAACCAGCAGUGAGGAUGAAGAUGACGAUGAUUCCAGCGACGAUUCCGAUUCCGAUUCGUCCAGCGGAAAUAUCCGGAAUUAUCGUAAGCUGGCAUACGGCCUCAAAGUGUCCAAGCAAGAACGCAACGAAGAUAAACGAUAUCUGUACAACUUAACGUCGGUCGGUCCGGAACGAUUAUGGAUACAGAACUUAUUACUUUCUGAUACGGAAACGGAAAGUGAGAUUUCGGACGAAGACGAUUACAUAAAGGAAAUGUUAAAGAAUCAUGUGAGAGAGAAAAAGUAUCGCGGGAAAUACUACAGCACCAUGAAUAAUUCUCAGUACGGUUAUUAUGGAGCAGGGCUCUUGUCCAACUAUGACAUGUUCCCGGAGCACCAACGAUCAAUAGUCGGAGUACGUAAGCGCAAGAUAAAGCGUGAGAAAAAAAUGGGCAAAUUGAAACCUGGCAGGAAAAAGACGAUUAAAAACGAAACCGAUGAUCGUAUUUCGGAUCUGGGUGACAUCGAUUGGGAGGAACAAUUGGCAGCGUUGAAGAAUGAUAACGAUGACGAUAUCGAUUCGAAGCCUGCCAGCCCGACGGGUACAAAAUCGAAACGCGGGCGUAAAUCCGCCAUCAAAACGCCGGAAAUGAUGGCGGCCAGGCGUCGUAAAAUGUGGCAGCUAAUGGCGAAGAAAGAACUGGGAAAAGUACAACGCGCCAAGGUAAACAACCACAAGGACAUGGUCACCAACUGUCGGCGUGUUGCGUCCUUGUGCAUGAAAGUGUCCCGACAAAAGGCAAUGCAAUCUCAAAAAUUGAUGAAAGAUACUAUUUGGAAAGCCAAGCGAUUAACUCGAGAAAUGCAGGGCUAUUGGAAGCGAUACGAUCGAGUCGAGAGAGAAACGAGACGCCGAAUGGAAAAGGAAGCUGAAGAGCAACGCAAGAUCGAUGUCGAAAUGGUAGAAGCAAAACGCCAGCAGCGAAAACUCAAUUUUCUCAUAACGCAAACGGAACUGUAUGCCCAUUUUAUGUCCAAAAAACUAGGAAAUGUUUCAAAAGAGGAACAAUUGAAAAUUUUGUCCCAACUCGAUGAAGAGUCCAACCCCAGACUAGCUGCUAUUGAUAACUAUGAUAGUGAGUUGAUGAAACAUCAAGCCCAUAAAAAUGCAGUGGAUGCCUUCAAUAGUGAACGAGCUCGGAAACAACAAUUUGACAAUGCCGUUCAGCAGCAUAUGCCAGCCAAUCAGAAGGUGGAUGAGUCUGGCAUGAUAAUCGAUUUGCCACAACCAGGAAUAUUCCGCGGUUGUUUGAAAGGCUACCAAUUGAAAGGGAUGACAUGGUUGGCGAAUCUCUACGACCAAGGGAUAAGCGGAAUUCUUGCUGAUGAAAUGGGUCUUGGAAAAACAGUUCAGUCCAUAGCCUUUUUGUGUCACAUAGCGGAAAGCUAUGGCGUUUGGGGCCCAUUCCUCAUAAUUUCGCCGGCAUCAACGCUGCACAACUGGCAACAGGAAAUGGAACGUUUCGUACCGGAUUUCAACGUCGUGCCUUACUGGGGAUCACCAAACGAACGAAAGAUUCUUCGUCAAUUUUGGGAGCAAAAAGAUCUGCACACAAAAGAUGCCAGUUUUCAUGUGGUCAUCACCAGCUAUCAGUUGGUAGUCUCGGACUAUAAAUAUUUCAAUCGUAUUAAAUGGCAGUACAUGGUGUUGGAUGAGGCUCAGGCAAUAAAAAGUUCCAGUUCGGUGCGAUGGAAACUUCUACUUGGAUUCAACUGCAGGAACCGUUUGCUUCUGAGUGGUACACCAAUCCAAAAUAGUAUGGCCGAACUGUGGGCUCUGUUGCAUUUCAUCAUGCCAACGCUGUUCGAUUCACAUGAGGAGUUCAACGAGUGGUUCUCUAAAGAUAUCGAAAGCCAUGCUGAGAACAAGACAGGAAUCGACGAAAAGCAAAUAUCUCGCCUUCACAUGAUACUCAAACCAUUUAUGUUGAGACGUAUCAAGAAAGAUGUUGAGAACGAGCUUUCCGACAAAAUUGAAAUUAUGGUCUACUGCCCUCUGACGACGCGCCAAAAGCUGCUGUACGUUGCACUGAAGAAGAAAAUCCGAAUAGAAGACCUACUCCACCUAACUGGACACGGAACGGGCGACGGUCACUCGUUUGAUAAAAACUUCACGUCAAAUCUGAUGAACUUGGUUAUGCAGUUUCGCAAAGUGUGCAAUCAUCCAGAGUUGUUCGAGCGGCGCGAUGCUAAAAGCCCAUUUUUCUGCCGAACUACCGAAUAUCCCGUUGCCCGAUUGAUAUUCGAUGAAGCCAUUUUGAGCAGAACUUUGCCCAGUAGACGACAUUUGCUGUACAACCGGUUUCAUGUAUUCAAAAGUGAAAAUAUUCAUCGAGCUAUGUUUCAAAAUCGCGAUGGAUCGUCUGUGAACUACAGUUGCAUCGAGGAUCUAUUCGUGGAAAACGCUUUUUCAUUCACUCGAUUGUGUUCAUUGUCUCCGCAAGAAAUGGAGCGUCUGGCCCUCGAAGGGUUAGUCUAUUUUGUUCGACACAUCCAACAGUGGCAGCAAUAUCUUCAGUUAUUGCACCACCGUUGGGUUUGGUGGGAAAACCAAUCUACAGUGUCCUGUAUGUUACUGGAGCCGUCUUAUGAGAAAUGGACCACCAAAUUGUUUUCUCCGUUUUACGAAGUGAUGAACAACUUGAUAUUCACUAAUACCUGCCAAAACAGCGUAUACACUCACACUGACCAGUGGAUAUGCCCAAUGCAGGAAACCAUGGAACAUCGCAUCUUACGGAGCCGUAAAGCACUAAAACUUUCGGAGAGCGAGCAACAGAUAUUGAAAGCAAGUGCCAGCUUGAAUUUCGAGGAUAUUGCAGAAAUGCCCUCCGGAUUCUCCAAAGACAAGCAUAGUGGUGCAAAAACCUCGGUAGCAAACAUUCCUCUACUGCCCGAGUUUAUCCACAGGUUACAUUCUAAACAAAAACUAGAAUGCAGACAGACAGAAAUGCCUAAAUUCCUGUAUAGUCUUAUCCCACGAGUCGUCAGCUCAGGAAGAAAAUACUACUGUGAAAGUCGUGAGGCUGCUUGGACUGCCAUUCGUCACGAGCACUGUGAAUCUCCAGAAGGGUUUCAAUUGGUGGACCAAGCGCUCAAACUGUCAUAUCCGCACGCAUUUGGGUGGUCUAACAUUGUUAUUCCGGACAAGCAAACUCUAGUAUCAGAUGCUGGAAAGUUAGCAGUGCUGGAUUCUUUACUAACUCGUUUAAAAGCUCAAGGUCAUCGAGUUUUGAUUUACUCGCAAAUGACAAAAAUGAUUGAUUUGUUAGAGGAAUACAUGUGGCACAGAAAACAUCGUUACAUGCGGCUCGACGGUUCCAGUAAAAUAUCAGCACGUAGGGAUAUGGUAGCAGAUUUCCAAAAUCGUGCUGACAUAUUUGUCUUUUUACUGUCGACUAGAGCUGGAGGGCUUGGCAUCAAUUUAACUGCUGCCGACACUGUUAUAUUUUACGACUCAGAUUGGAACCCAACUGUCGAUCAGCAAGCAAUGGAUCGUGCUCAUCGCCUGGGUCAAACGAAACAGGUUACCGUUUAUCGUUUAAUCUGCAAAGGCACAAUCGAGGAACGAAUUUUGCAGCGAGCACGUGAAAAGAGUGAGAUUCAACGGAUGGUGAUAAGUGGGGGUAAUUUCAAACCUGAUACCCUGAAACCCAAAGAAGUUGUUUCUCUUUUGCUAGAUGAUGAGGAGAUCGAGUUGAAAUACCGACAAAAGACUGAGGAAAGGAAGUUCGCGGCCGAAGAUCAACCAAAGAACGAUAAGGAGCGAGAUAGAAAGCGAAAGCAGAAUGCCGCAUCCAGCAAGUUGGUGGAUCAGAAGAAGAACAGGACUGAUGGGUUACUCGAUGCGUAUGAUUUGGCCUUCCUGGAAUCUGGGGCGCCUAGUCCAGCAAUAAGCGAACAGUCCAACACAAGCGGUCACAUAAAAUUAUCCGAUGUUGCCAAUCGGGGAGACGAUUCCAGCAACGAUGAGCUUAUGGCUGAUUGCGAUAGCACGAGUGGAUCUCAUACACCAGUUUUAUUUUCAACUUACGAUGGUCUAGGAAAGCAGCGAAAACGCCAUCACCCACGUGGAACCAAGCGCGGAAGACCACGUGGUUCGCGGCGUGGUGGCGGCACCGGUAGUACCGGACGAGCAGAAUCAACCGGGGCAGCUUCUAGCGAUAUUCCUUCUACGUCAGAUGCACCAGUUAUACAACAGCUGCCUCAAGUUAAGCGAGGUCCCGGCCGACCACGGCUAAAACCUAAUGGCCCUAGUCAUCAAGGAUAUCGUAGCCACACGAGGAGUGUUCCGCGACCACGAAAACCAGUGGGACCCCUGGUUGUACCUCUUGGACAAAGUCCGGCAGCUACUCCAAUGGUACGAAGCCCGGCACUUAGUCCAUCACAAAGCCCUGCGCGCGACAGAGUACAAAGCAUUCAACCAGAUGAAGACAAUGUUUAGUAAAAGUGAAUGAUUUCUGUUUUACCAAUUAUGACUGCAUUAUAAGAUUGAUGUGCUACAUGAAAUAUAAA